Molecule: messenger RNA, 2384 nt
Organism: Marmota flaviventris (yellow-bellied marmot)
Lineage: Eukaryota; Metazoa; Chordata; Mammalia; Rodentia; Sciuridae
Gene: Taf6
Product: TATA-box binding protein associated factor 6
Biological process (GO): RNA polymerase II preinitiation complex assembly; transcription initiation at RNA polymerase II promoter
Cellular component (GO): SLIK (SAGA-like) complex; transcription factor TFIID complex; SAGA complex
Molecular function (GO): RNA polymerase II general transcription initiation factor activity; transcription coactivator activity; protein heterodimerization activity
Source: RefSeq, a predicted model, not a curated record
GGUUGGCGGGGGCGGGUCUGAGGGGUAUCCGGGAGGAGACCCCAUGAAAGGCCCGUGUGGGGACUAGGAAGAGGACGAUUGGUGGUGUGUCGGUGCUCUCGUGGAUACUCCGUAGUAUCCAUCUCUCCACCCUGGGGCCAUAUCCUUCUGGUGAGGGAAGGAGGUGCUCCAGCAUGGCUGAGGAGAAGAAGUUGAAGCUCAGUAAUACCGUGCUGCCCUCGGAGUCAAUGAAGGUUGUGGCUGAAUCAAUGGGCAUUGCCCAGAUUCAGGAGGAGACCUGCCAGCUACUAACGGAUGAGGUCAGCUACCGUAUCAAGGAGAUUGCACAGGAUGCCUUGAAGUUCAUGCACAUGGGGAAGCGGCAGAAGCUCACCACCAGUGAUAUUGACUAUGCGCUGAAGCUAAAGAACGUUGAGCCACUCUAUGGUUUCCAUGCUCAGGAAUUCAUUCCUUUCCGUUUUGCCUCUGGUGGGGGUCGGGAGCUUUACUUCUACGAGGAGAAAGAGGUUGAUCUGAGUGACAUCAUCAAUACCCCUCUGCCUCGAGUGCCCCUGGAUGUCUGCCUGAAAGCUCAUUGGCUGAGCAUUGAAGGCUGCCAGCCAGCUAUACCAGAGAAUCCACCCCCAGCUCCCAAAGAGCAGCAGAAGGCUGAGGCCACAGAACCCCUGAAGUCAGCAAAGCCAGGCCAGGAGGAAGAUGGACCCCUGAAGGGCAAAGGCCAAGGGGCUGCCCCAGCUGAUGGCAAAGGGAAAGAGAAGAAGGCACCUCCCUUGCUAGAGGGGGCCCCUUUGCGCUUGAAGCCCCGCAGCAUCCAUGAGCUGUCUGUGGAGCAGCAGCUGUACUAUAAGGAGAUCACUGAAGCCUGCGUGGGGUCGUGUGAGGCUAAGAGAGCGGAAGCUCUGCAGAGCAUUGCCACGGACCCAGGGCUCUAUCAGAUGCUGCCACGGUUCAGUACCUUCAUCUCUGAGGGGGUCCGUGUGAAUGUGGUUCAGAAUAACCUUGCCCUGCUCAUCUACCUAAUGCGCAUGGUGAAGGCGCUGAUGGACAACCCUACACUCUAUCUAGAAAAAUAUGUGCAUGAGCUUAUUCCAGCUGUGAUGACCUGCAUCGUGAGCAGACAGCUGUGCCUGCGACCUGAUGUGGACAAUCACUGGGCACUACGGGACUUUGCUGCCCGCCUGGUGGCCCAGAUAUGCAAGCAUUUCAGCACAACUACUAACAACAUUCAGUCCCGGAUCACCAAGACCUUCACCAAGGUUUAUUUUCCUUCUCUACAGAGCUGGGUGGAUGAGAAGACUCCCUGGACAACUCGUUAUGGCUCCAUUGCAGGCCUGGCAGAGCUGGGACACGAUGUGAUUAAGACUCUGAUUCUGCCACGGCUGCAGCAGGAAGGGGAGCGAAUCCGCAGCGUCUUGGAUGGCCCUGUGCUGAGCAACAUUGACCGCAUAGGAGCUGACCACGUGCAGAGCCUUCUCCUGAAACACUGUGCCCCUGUACUGGCUAAGCUGCACCCCCCACCUGACAAUCAGGAUGCCUAUCGGGCAGAAUUUGGGUCCCUUGGGCCCCUUCUCUGCUCCCAUGUGGUCAAGGCCCGGGCUCAAGCUGCUCUGCAGGCACAGCAGGUCAACAGGACCACACUGACCAUCACACAGCCCCGGCCCACGCUGACCCUCUCACAGGCCCCUCAGCCUGGCCCUCGGACCCCAGGCUUACUGAAGGUCCCUGGCUCCAUUGCACUGCCCGUCCAGACACUGGUGUCUGCUCGAGCUGCUGCCCCACCUCAGCCUUCUCCUCCUCCAACCAAGUUUAUCGUAAUGUCUUCUUCCUCCAGUGCCUCAUCCACCCAGCAGGUCCUGUCCCUCAGCACCUCAGCCCCUGGCUCAGGCUCCACCACUACCUCUCCAGUCACCACCACAGUCCCCAGUGUGCAGCCCAUUGUCAAGCUGGUCUCCACUGCCACCACUGCCCCACCCAGUACCACCCCCACUGGCCCUGGCAGUGUCCAGAAGUACAUUGUCGUCUCGCUCCCCCCAGCAGGGGAGGGUAAGGGAGGCCCCCCAUCCCAUCCCUCUCCAGUUCCUCCCUCAUCAUCUUCCCCCUCACCACUUGGGGGCAGUGCCCUCUGUGGAGGGAAACAGGAGGCUGGGGACAGCCCCCCUCCAGCUCCAGGGACUCCAAAGGCUAAUGGCUCUCAACCCCCUGGGUCAGGCUCCCCUCAGCCUGUUCCCUGACAAUGUCAUCCAUCUGUUGGCUGCCUCCUCCACGGAUUCCUACACAUGCACACACGCACGCCGGCUGGAAGAAGUAGUAGGCUGCUUCUCCCACAUGACUUUCUUUUUAGAUACUUUACAGUCAGUUUCUCAGAAUAAAAGUUUGAUUUGUAA